Messenger RNA from Eurytemora carolleeae, 1882 nucleotides. RefSeq lists its product as uncharacterized. The record is from RefSeq and is a predicted model, not a curated record. Gene Ontology annotation, molecular function: chitin binding; protein binding. Bases 151 to 1731 code for a protein of 526 amino acids. The transcript has 17 exons. Gene Ontology annotation, biological process: carbohydrate metabolic process. Gene Ontology annotation, cellular component: extracellular region. NCBI's taxonomy places the organism in Eukaryota, Metazoa, Arthropoda, Copepoda, Calanoida, Temoridae.
AAGAAUGCGCGUCAGUUCGUGCCUAAGCGUCUGUGCGUAUACUCUGUACGCUAUAAGUCCGCGCGUCAAAAAACGCGCGUGUGCGUCAAUAUCCGGUUAUCUGCGUACUGUUAGUAAAUAAACCAAAAAGACAAAUUAAAUCAAAAUAAAAUGCGGGCAUUAAUUCUUAUAAUUCCUUUAUUAAGUUUAACCAAAGGUCAGUCUUCUCCAGAAGAGCUGUGUAAAGACAGAAUAUCAGACGAAUAUUUCAGAUUAAAAGCUGAACCGGAAGGAGAUUGCAGAGAUGUUGUCAGAUGUGAUAGAGCCGGUGUAGCCGGGACAAUUAGGCUGGCUGCCGUCAGAUGCCCUUCAGGACUUGCUUUCGAUAUUGUUAAACAAACCUGCGAUUGGAAAGCAAAAGUAAACAACUGUGACAGCCUUUCAAAGCCGCGUCGUGUUCUGCCCAACCUGAAAACUGACGAACCGGUCUGCGCCGACGGUCUGCUGCAGUGUGGAAAUGGAGAGUGUAUUUCCAAGGCUUUGUUUUGUGACGAGCAGCUGGACUGUGCCGAUGGUUCUGAUGAGAAUGCAUGCAGUGUAGAUCAGGAUCCGAAUCGAGCAGAUGAUUGUGAUCUUUCACAAUGUCAGCUGCCAGACUGCUUCUGUUCACCAGAUGGAACCAGAAUUCCGGGAAACCUCGAGAAAGAAAAUGUUCCACAAAUGAUAACGAUCACGUUUAAUGGAGCUGUUAAUUCAGAUAACUUGGACCUUUAUCAGGAUCUCUUUAAUGGAAAGCGGUUGAACCCAAAUGGUUGUACUGUAAAGGGAAGUUUCUUUGUGUCUCACAAGUACACAAACUAUUCUGCAGUACAGGAACUUCACAGACAAGGCCAUGAAAUUGGAGUGUUUUCAAUUACUAACAAGGAUGAAGCUGAUUACUGGACUGGUGGUAGCUAUGAUGAUUGGCUAGCGGAGAUGGCUGGAGCACGGUUAAUUGUUGAACGCUUCGCGAACAUCACCGAUGGAUCUGUUAUAGGAGUGCGAGCCCCCUUCCUCAGGGUUGGAGGCAACAAGCAGUUUGAGAUGAUGGCUGAUCAGUUUUUCGUUUACGACACGUCGAUCACUGCCGCAUUGUCCCGUGUACCCAUCUGGCCAUACACCCUGUACUUCAGAAUGCCGCACAAGUGCCACGGGAACGCAAUGAGCUGCCCCAGCCGGUCCCACCCUGUAUGGGAGAUGGUGAUCAAUGAGUUGGAUCGACGAGAUGAUCCAACCUUUGACGAAGAUCUGGCCGGAUGCCAUUUAGUUUCCUCCUGCUCAAAUAUUGCUGAUAGAUCUCAGUUUGGUCGUCUUCUUCGACAUAAUUUUAACAGACAUUACAGUACAAACAGGGCCCCCCUGGGACUACACUUCCACGCCUCCUGGUUGAAGUCGAACAAGGGGUUCAAGGAGGAGCUCAUCAAGUUUGUUGAGGAGAUGAAUGCUAAAAGUGAUGUUUACUUCGUCAACAUGGUUCAGGUUCUUCAAUGGAUCCAGAAUCCUACUGAAGUGUCUGCUCUCAGGGAGUUUGAUAUCUGGAAGGAAGCAUGUGAAGUCGUGGGUCAACCUCUCUGUAGCCUGCCCAGCCCUUGUCCUCUGACUACUAGAGAGCUUCCAGGAGAGACCCUGAGGCUGCAUACAUGUGUUGAAUGUCCUGCUAACUACCCCUGGAUCCUGGAUCCAACAGGAGACGGAUUCUCUUUCAAGAAAUAAACCUCCGGAUUGAUUUCAAAAAAAAUAUUUGAUUUCAAAUUAAAAAUGUUGUUUUAUUGUAUUUUUGUUUUAUUGUUUUUUUGUGUUCUCCUUCUCAUAGAACAUUUCAACAGUUUAUCAGUAUUAUUUACAAAUAAAAGAAUUAAUUUCA